AUGCCGUUCCACCCGGUGACGGCGGCGUUGAUGUACCGGGGCAUCUACACCGUGCCCAACCUGCUGUCGGAGCAGCGCCCCGUGGACAUCCCUGAGGAUGAGCUGGAGGGUGAGUACCCCGCCGGGACCCCCGCCUGCUGGCCCUCCUACCUGUGCGCCCAGGUGAAGCUCGAGCUAGGGGUGCACGGGGGCACGGGGCGGUCUGCAGGUGCCUGCUGCCAGGUGGGCGCCCCAGCGAGCAGCUGCGCAUGGAGGCCGGACCAGCUCGCACCCCUGGGCGCCGCGGUGAGGGUCGCAAAGGCGGAGAGGCAGCCCAGCCCCUGCCCGCGUGGUCCCCAGCGCUGCGGAAACUUGCUGGGUCCCGCAGCGGGGUCACGGGGCCGCGGGGCCGCGCAGUCGGCGGUGACGGUGCGGCAAAGCGACUGGUUGAGAAGCAGCGCUAUUGCGGACUCCUGGGCCACCUGCCUGUCUCUGACCAGACCUGCAGGCUCUGGUGGAUUCUCAGUGCUGGGCUCGGGCUGCAGGUUUGGGGAUCCUCAUGGUGUGGGAAGCAGGGUGUCAAGAACAGGAGAGAAGUCCCAACCUGUUCUGCUCCCCACAGAGAUCCGAGAGGCCUUCAAAGUCUUUGACCGCGACGGCAAUGGCUUCAUCUCCAAGCAGGAGCUGGGUACCGCCAUGCGCUCCCUGGGCUACAUGCCGAACGAGGUAGAGCUGGAAGUCAUCAUCCAGCGACUGGACAUGGAUGGUGAUGGCCAAGUGGACUUUGAGGAGUUUGUGACCCUCCUGGGACCCAAGCUCUCCACCUCGGGGAUCCCAGAGAGGUUCCUUGGCACUGACUUUGACACCGUGUUUUGGAAGUGCGACAUGCAGAAGCUGACUGUGGACGAGCUGAAGAGGCUGCUCUACGACACCUUCUGUGAGCACCUGUCCAUGAAGGACAUAGAGAACAUUAUCAUGACAGAGGAGGAGAGCCACCUGGGCACUGCUGAGGAGUGCCCCGUGGAUGUAGAGACCUGCUCCAACCAGCAGAUCCGCCAGACAUGUGUACGCAAGAGUCUGAUCUGCGCCUUCGCCAUCGCCUUCAUCAUCAGCGUCAUGCUUAUCGCAGCCAACCAGGUACUGCGUAGCGGCAUGAAAUAG
Molossus molossus (Pallas's mastiff bat) is the source of this 1140-nucleotide messenger RNA. RefSeq names its product calcium binding protein 7 (gene CABP7). The record is from RefSeq and is a predicted model, not a curated record. Gene Ontology annotation, molecular function: calcium ion binding. Lineage: Eukaryota; Metazoa; Chordata; Mammalia; Chiroptera; Molossidae.